Messenger RNA from Hippopotamus amphibius kiboko, 367 nucleotides. RefSeq names its product ribosomal protein S29 (gene RPS29). The record is from RefSeq and is a predicted model, not a curated record. The coding region runs from base 97 to 267 and encodes 56 amino acids. NCBI's taxonomy places the organism in Eukaryota, Metazoa, Chordata, Mammalia, Artiodactyla, Hippopotamidae. Gene Ontology annotation, biological process: translation. Gene Ontology annotation, molecular function: structural constituent of ribosome; zinc ion binding. The transcript has 3 exons. Gene Ontology annotation, cellular component: ribosome; cytosolic small ribosomal subunit.
CACGGCCUUCUGGGUAAACUGUGCCUGGAAAAUUUUUGAAGAGCGCCUGCGUGCGCCGCCUCUUUCCUUUUGCCUCAUCGCCUUCGAGAAAGCAACAUGGGUCACCAGCAGCUCUACUGGAGCCACCCGAGAAAAUUCGGGCAGGGUUCUCGCUCUUGCCGCGUCUGCUCCAACCGGCACGGCCUGAUCCGGAAGUACGGCCUGAAUAUGUGCCGCCAGUGUUUCCGCCAGUACGCGAAGGACAUCGGCUUCAUCAAGUUGGACUAAGUGUGAACUUCCUUGAAUGUGUCAUCCAGCAUAGCUACCUUCUUCAGAAAGAAUGCUCACUCUUUGUACAUAAAAUAAAAUUUUAAAACUUUUAAAAUUA